AAAAUAUAUAAAAAUAUUACAGCAAUAUUUUACCUGGUUUUUCAUGUUCUGAACUGGCCUCCACCCAUCAAAAUCUCACUCAAAUCAAUUUUUUCUCCACUUUCGAGUUUCAACUCACACUAUAUAUUCCUACACUAAUUUCUUCUUGGAUCAUACAAUUCACACAUACAUUAAAGAAAAACUAAAACUCAAAAAAUGGCUGCAUUUCGUUUUGUUGUUUGGUUAGUAAGUAUUUGUCUACUUUUGGCUUCUUUUGCAACUGCCUGUGAUCGCUGCCUGCACCAAUCAAAAGCGGCCUACUUUUCCUCUCAUCAACCUCUUAAUUCUGGAGCUUGUGGCUAUGGUUCUCUGGCUACAGGAUUCAACGGUGGCCGUAUUGCGGCUGCCGCGCCAUCAAUUUACAAAAAUGGAGCUGGCUGCGGUGCUUGUUUUCUGAUAAGAUGCAAGCAUGGAAAGAUCUGCAAAGAAAAAGGGACUCCGAUAAUAGUGACAGAUCGAAAUACGGAUAAUAGAACAGACUUUGUGUUGAGCAAUAGAGCUUUCUUGGCUAUGGCCAACAAGGGUUAUGGCAAUGACCUUUUGAAACUUGGUCUUGCUGAUGUUGAAUACAAGAGAAUACCAUGUGACUACAAGAAACAGAACUUGUCCAUUCGUGUGGAGGAAUCAAGUCAAAAACUAGAGUAUUUGGCUAUUAAAUUCUUACAUCAAGGCGGCCAAACGGAGAUCGUUACAGCUGAUGUGGCCUCGGUUGGAUCAUCAAGUUGGACCUACUUGACGAGACUUUACGGGGCUGUUUGGAACACGAGUCGUGUCCCCGCUGGGGCUUUGCAGAUCCGAUUUGUGGUGACAGCUGGGUACGAUGGGAAAUGGUAUUGGGCCAAGCAGGCCCUCCCUAAGGACUGGAAAAAUGGUGCCACUUAUGAUUUGGGCCUCCAAAUAACAGAUAUUGCCCAAGAAGGAUGUUCUCCCUGCGACAAUUCAACCUGGAAACUGUCAACACAUAAGCCUCUGAUUUAAUUGAAUAGUAUUUAACAAUUAUAUAUAUGAAAAAUAGAACUAUAUAAUUAAUAUAUAUAGAUGAAGAAAGAAAAUAAGAAAAAAAAUUUGCUCACUAGUACUUGUUAUAUAUAUCACCUACAACUAAUCGUAUUAAUUUUGUUGCGUGUGAAUGACUAUUUUACUCUCCAUGUUAUUGUAUUAUUACGAGUUGCGUCAUCAUAAAUAGGAGUUUUAAUUAUAAUAUAAGUUAUAUUAACUCAUUAAGAGAAUACAAUCCAUCUAUUCUCUCUUUUCCUCUGCAUGAGUUUAACAUCAAUAUUAUAUCGACAUUAUUUCCACCAACUACGUGAGUUGGCAAAUGAUUUUAAACAAUUAUAUAUAUAUAUAUAGGGAGUGGUUCAA
This is a messenger RNA of Striga asiatica, 1401 nucleotides long. The record is from the annotation of a GenBank genome assembly. Lineage: Eukaryota; Viridiplantae; Streptophyta; Magnoliopsida; Lamiales; Orobanchaceae.